This is a messenger RNA of Neoarius graeffei (lesser salmon catfish), 1149 nucleotides long. It is a transcript of the gene rxfp3.3b, whose product is annotated as relaxin family peptide receptor 3.3b. Gene Ontology annotation, biological process: G protein-coupled receptor signaling pathway; immune response. Gene Ontology annotation, molecular function: G protein-coupled receptor activity. Gene Ontology annotation, cellular component: membrane. The record is from RefSeq and is a predicted model, not a curated record. The transcript has a single exon. Bases 1 to 1149 code for a protein of 382 amino acids. Lineage: Eukaryota; Metazoa; Chordata; Actinopteri; Siluriformes; Ariidae.
AUGGAAGGCUUUUUGAACAUGAGCUACUCCAACCUUUCCAGACAGGAGGGUGUGGGUUCUACUGGUGGCUCGCUGACGCUGCGCUUCUUGAUCUCGCUGGUCUACUCGUUCGUGUGCGCUGUGGGUCUGGUCGGCAACGUGCUUGUGUUUUUCCUGAUGAGAUCUCGGCAUGGAAGGAGAUCAUCCACGAUCAACCUGUUCAUCCUGAACUUGGCGGCUACCGACUUCCAGUUCGUGCUGGUUGUACCUUUCUGGGCCGUGGACACCGCGCGCGAUUUCAGCUGGCCGUUUGGGCACAUCAUGUGCAAGGUGGUGCUCUCGGUGACGGUGAUGAACAUGUACGCGAGCGUGUUCUUCCUCACGGCCAUGAGCAUUACGCGCUACCUGGCCGUGGCGUCGGCGCUGAAGGAGCGCGCGAGCAGUCGGUGCUGCGGGUUCUGGUCGGGACGCUGGGCGAGCGCGCUCAUCUGGAUCCUCGCCACGAUCGCCACCACACCAACCAUCAUCUUCUCCACGCAGAAGGAGGUGUUCGGAGAAAACCUGUGCUUGAUCAGUUUCCCCGGCGGCAACCACUGGCUCGGUUUGUACCACCUUCAGAAAAUCUUAAUCGGCUUCGUGUUCCCCUUGAUGAUCGUGUGUGUGUGCUACCUGCUCCUCCUGCGCUUCCUGAGACUCCGCAGCAUGAACAACAACCUCCCAAACCUCAGGCGGAAAUCCAGGGUCACACGAUCGGUUAAAGUGGUCGUGCUGUCGUUUUUCAUCUGCUGGAUGCCAAACCAUGCCAUAACGCUCUGGGGCGUCCUGAUCAAACUGGACGUCGUGCACUUUGAUCAAACCUACUACAUGGUCCAGACGUACAUUUUCCCAGUGACGAUUUGCCUGGCGCACACCAACAGCUGCUUAAACCCAGUCUUGUACUGCCUCACUAGAAGGGAGUUCAGGAAAAUGCUCAAAGACUUGUUUUGGAGGAUUUCCUCUCCAUCCAUGGCGAACAGUUGCCAGAUCCGCCCGUUCUCAGGUAGUGCUAAAGGAGAGCGUGAGGACAGCCAGGCAGUGAUUCCACUCAAUGCAUUAGAAAGCGAGCAGUACCGACUGUCUAUGUUUAACGCUCAGUGCGACACCAUUCCUACAGCCCAUGGCUCGCUGUAA